Molecule: messenger RNA, 1560 nt
Organism: Halteromyces radiatus
Lineage: Eukaryota; Fungi; Mucoromycota; Mucoromycetes; Mucorales; Cunninghamellaceae
Product: argininosuccinate lyase
Exons: 4
Coding region: 21-1418 (465 amino acids)
Cellular component (GO): cytosol
Molecular function (GO): argininosuccinate lyase activity
Source: RefSeq, a predicted model, not a curated record
GAAAAAAAAAGUUUAUUAUAAUGUCUUCUGAACCUAAAAAGUUAUGGGGUGGUCGUUUUACUGGUGCUGUUGAUCCACUUAUGGACGCGUUCAAUGCUUCUAUUCACUUUGACCGUCGUAUGUAUGCUGCUGAUUGUAUUGGUUCCAUCGCAUACUGCAAGGCUCUUGCUAAGAAUAAUAUUAUUACUGAACAAGAACGAGAUCAACUUAUUGGUGGUUUGGAAAAGGUUAUGGAAGAAUGGGAUAACAAGACGUUUGAAUUGCGACAAGGAGAUGAAGAUAUUCAUACUGCUAAUGAACGUCGUCUUGGUGAACUGGUUGGAUCUGUAGCUGGCAAGUUACAUACUGGUCGUAGUCGAAAUGAUCAAGUUGCUACUGAUAUGCGUAUUUGGUUGCGUGAUGAAGCUUCUUCUAUUUUGGCUCAUUUAAAGGAACUCAUCUCUAUCACUGUGUCUCGCGCUGAAAAGGAAAUUGACGUAUUGAUGCCUGGUUAUACUCAUUUACAAAGAGCUCAACCUAUUCGAUGGUCUCACUUUUUAUUAUCCCAUGCAUGGUUAUGGCAAGCUGAUGCGGAACGAUUGGAACAAUUGAUUGAUAGAUUUAAUGUUUUACCUCUUGGAUCUGGUGCUUUGGCUGGACAUGCCUUCAAUAUUGAUCGUGAUUUUUUGGCGAAGGAAUUAGGUUUCCGUGGUAUCAUCAAUAACUCUUUGUAUGCCGUCAGUGAUCGGGACUUUGUCGCUGAGUUUUUAUUCUGGGCUAGUUUGACAAUGACUCAUAUCUCUCGUAUUGCUGAAGAUUUGAUUAUCUAUUCUAGUGGUGAAUUUGGUUUUGUCAAGUUAGCAGAUGCUUAUAGUACUGGAUCAAGUUUGAUGCCUCAAAAGAAAAAUCCUGAUAGUUUGGAAUUAUUACGUGGUAAAUGUGGUCGUGUCUUUGGUAGUAUGUCAGGAUUUAUGAUGUCAUACAAAGGUAUUCCAAGUACUUAUAAUAAAGAUCUUCAAGAAGAUAAGGAACCUAUGUUUGAUGCUGCUGAUACUUUGUCUGGAUCUCUUCAAAUCACUGCUGGUGUAUUGAGCACAAUGAAUAUCUUCCCUGAAAAAAUGCGUGCUAGUUUAUCUGCUGAUAUGUUGGCUACUGAUCUUGCUGAAUAUCUUGUACGAAAAGGUGUCCCAUUCCGUGAAACUCAUCAUAUUUCUGGUGCUGCUGUCAAGUUAGCAGAAGAUCGUCAAGUAUCCUUACAUGAAUUAUCCAAUGAUGAUUUUAAAUCAUUACAUCCUUCAUUUGCAGAUGAUGUUGCGUCUGUAUGGAGUUUUGAAACAAGUAUUGAAAAUAGAAAUACUCCUGGUGGUACUAGUCGAUCAUCUGUUACUGCUCAAAUUCAACAAUUGAAGACUUGGUUGGCUGCUGGCAAGACCUUGUAAGAUCUUCCCCCCUCGCAUUCUCUAUAUAUAGUCAUCUUUUAUUUAUACAAUUUUCCACUUUUUACUUUUUUUUUAUAUAUGAUCAUCAUCUUUUUUUACCAUCUACAUCUUAACAAAUAAAGUUCUUUUUUUUUUCAAUCAA